Messenger RNA from Anopheles moucheti, 1112 nucleotides. Its product is annotated as dnaJ-like protein 60. The record is from RefSeq and is a predicted model, not a curated record. The transcript is spliced from 5 exons. Bases 228 to 851 code for a protein of 207 amino acids. Lineage: Eukaryota; Metazoa; Arthropoda; Insecta; Diptera; Culicidae.
CAAACCAUCGAACUAGCGAAUUAAAAAAAAUAUUUCAACAACACAGCUGUGUAACGUAACUACACAGAUAAUUUACUCGAUAACCUGGUGGCUCUGGUGAAGAAAACCCGGGUUUUAAAGCAAAGGCCAUCAUUCUGGCAUUGCGUUGUUGACAAAUCUUCGAAAAGUAAUCAUCUACCUCAAAUCCCAGCAAUGACUUGCACAAUCCUACGUAAUACGGAAAAGAAAUGUUAAAAGUUUCUCACGGCAGUGCCGUUUACAAAGCGUUGCAGGCACAAGUCAGAUACACCCAUCGAACGCAUUACAACGUGUUAAGACUACAACCUAACUGCACGACGAGGGAUGUUCGAACUGCCUUCAUUCAACUUUCCAAAGAACUACAUCCUGAUGCGCACGUUGGUAACACUGGAAGUUAUGACAAAAAAUCCUUUGUUGAGCUACUGGAAGCUUACAAAGUGCUCAGCAAACCGGAAUCACGAGCUGCUUAUGAUUAUGAGUUAUCAUUGAGCAAGAAUCCAGGGAAUCAGUCGCAAAAUUCUACUUAUAGACCGUGGGCGGCGAAUACAAUGCAUUAUAACAACGAAGAACAACCUUACUACGGAAUUAAAGGGGUCAAAAAGGUUAGCAAUUGGACGAUAGUACUGUUUUGCGGUAUUUUUAUGCUGAUCGGCAUCGUUCUACAGGCUGUAGCAAUCAGUAAAUCGUUCACCUUUAAACGAGAUCAACUGGAUGAAUUUUCGAGGCAGAAUGCAAUGACCCAUGCUGAGGUACGCGAAGAGGCGCAAAAAUAUGGGAACAAAGCGCAAAUCGAGCGCAUGAAAGCAAAACUUAACAAGGAAGGAAUAUGGUAGCGGAUGUAAGUUUGUCCAGCGGUUCAGGUGGUUGAAACGUAUUCAAACUUGUAAUGCUGGAUUUGUAAAUAAUGUAAAUGGUAGCAAUGAUUUUAAAACCAAAAGUGGAUUUGAAGGAUGAAAAGCGACAAACAAUAAAUUUACUCUUAUUGAAAUGUGGCCUGAUUUAACACUUCGAGAACGUUUACUUCUCAAACGACAAUUUGGGCAAUUUACACACCAACAAUAAAAAAAUUGAAAUACGUUGAAUAAUAGAAAAGA